AUGGCGACGGCGGCCAUCGACACGGCCUACAUCGCCGCGGCCUACUCGCUGCCCGAGCCAAACCUACAGACACUGCUCGAUGCGCCCACAGUAGAGCUUGUCCAGGAGCUUUUAGCCAAGAUUGAGGCUAAAGCGCGUGAGUUUGACGAGGUGAAGGCUGAGAAGCUGCGAUCCGAUGUUGAGCUUGAAAACGCCGUAAGGACGGGGGAUGCUCGCGCUAGAGCUCUCAAGGCGUCCGUAGAUAAGAACCUGAAAGAGUUGGAGGAUGUUCGAAAGAAGUUGAAUGAGGAGGAGAACGCGCGCGCCUCCCUCGAGUCCGAACUUCAAACCCUGAAGUCUUCAUCCACGACAUCAUCUUCGGAAACGGAAGUGCUCCGCUCGCGUGUCAGCACCUUGGAAGCUUCGAACCGCGAGACCGUUGUCCUGUUGGAAGCGAAGACCACAGCACACGACAAGCUUGCGGAAGAGCUGUCAACUCAACACCAGAAGAUAGUGGCGCUCCGCCGGGAAAUUUCUGAGCUGGAGGACAAGAACCAGGCAGCACAGAAUGCCGCUACGACAACCAAGUUCCGCCAGCAAGCCUUGCAGCAAGAGAUUGACUUGCUGAAGAAGAACAAUGAGUGGUAUGAGUCGGAACUACAGACCAAGAAUGCUGAAUACUCGAAGUACCGCAAGGAGAAGAGCGCGAAGAUCUCUGAGCUCCAGCGCAUGUACGAUGACGCGAACGAAACGAUCGAAUCGAUGCGCCGGACUGAGGCUACCCUCCGCAGCCGUGUCGACGAAAUCAGCCAGAAAGCCGAGGACUCACUCGAGAAGAUCCAACAGCUUCAGGAAGCGGCAGCCAGGGCCGAAGAAUCGUUCCGCGUUGAGCUUGAAAGCUCGCGUCGCUUGGCCGAUCUGCAAAAGCAGAGCGCGGAUACCGCUCGGGCACGCCUGCAGGAGGUUCAAGGCUCUUUGGAGAAGAUAAAGGAAGAUGCAGCGGAGGAAUUGGGUCAGAUGCAUGCUGAGGUUGAGACGGAGCGCUCUGAGAAAGAGAUGGCAUUGAGGAAGAUUGAGGAGUUGGAAGUUCAGGUCGAGAAGCUUGAAUCGGACCUCGCAUCUCGCCAGCAAAACACAGUGGCAAUAACCGGAACUCCUCGGCGUGCUGUCAAUGGUCUUGGAGGCGCCGCCACACCUGGACGCUCAGGAUCGCCUACUUUCGGCACGCCUGGCUACGCUUCCCCAUCGCGCGUGAAGGGUGGCCUCACUUUUACUCAACUCUACGCAGAGCAUGCUCAGACCAAGUCCGAACUCGACGCCGAACGUCGUCGUAAUGCGAAGUUGAGCAGCACAAUCGACGAAAUGAUCCAGGACCUGGAGGCCAAACAGCCUGAAAUCGAAGAGCUACGGGCUGGACAUCAGAAGCUUGAGAACAAUGUCCUCGAGAUCUCAGAGCUUCUUGAAGAAGCAAACAGGGAUCGGGAUGCAGCCAGAAAGGAGGCAAGGAAGUGGACUGGUCAAGUCGAUGGGCUUCAGCGCGAGGGGGAUGUUCUGCGUCAGCAGCUGCAGGACCUUAGCAACCAGGUGAAGGCCCUCUUGUUCGAAGUCACUGUCCGCGAUCAAGGCCUUGAAGCUCUUAGUGCCGCCGAUCAAGCGGAGUUCGAGAAGAUCGUCCGCGGCGAGAUCGAAGUGGACGACAGAGUCACCGAUACCAGCCGCUUCAUCACUCAGCGUCUUGUCAUUUUCCGCAACAUCGAGGAGCUCCAAGAGCAAAACAACAAGCUUCUGCGUGUCACUCGGGAGCUUGGAGAAAAGAUGGAAGGCGAGGAAGCAAGAGCCCAGCAGAACCAGGCAGAGAGGGAUCGUGAAGAAUUGGAGGAACUGAGAAGGAAGGCGGACCGUUACGAGGACGAGCUCAAGUCCUUGAACACUGUUGCAGAGAGCUACCAGCACCUGGCUUCCAUGUUUGGCGAGUCGGUGGGACCGUCGACUCCGCCGCCUGGUGGUUUCUCUCAAAGUGUUGGCCCCGGUGCCUCACCACACGCGAAGGAUCUCGCCGAUUACGCCAAGCUUCUCAAGGAACUCCAGAGCCACUUCGAUGCCUUCCGGAAGGAAUCAACGACAGAUCACGCCAUGCUCAAAGAGCAAGCCGACCGUUUGGCUAGGGAAAAGAGCGACCUUCAUGUGGAGAUCAACCGUGCCAGCUCCCAGCUCACAUUGGCACAGGAGAGAUACGAGCUUCUGCAAGCUAACUUCAACCAACUGCGGACCGAGAAUGCGGAACUACAAAAGAGAGGCCAGGCGUUGGCUGAAACUUCGGCGAAGCAAGAUCUCAAGACUGCUCAAGUUGCGGAAGAGUUGUAUGAGGCAAAGGCACAGGCCGACGGGCUGCGUCAUGAAGCUGCCAACCUGAAGGCAGAGAAGGAAUUUGACGAGCGGACACGCCUCAACAAGAUGAUCGCAGAUCUGCAGAAUUUGCAGAACGAGCGGGAGCUUGCAGAUUCAGAGAACCGCCGCCGCCUUCAAACUCGCAUCGAUUCUUUGGAGUCGGAACUGCAAACUACCAAGAGGAAGCUAGACGACGAGAUUGAGGAAGGCAAGCGCGCUGCUCUCCGUCGCGACCUGGGCAACACAAGAGAAGAAGUGGACGAGCUCCGCAUCGAGCUUCGCAACGCGGAAGAGAAGGCUGUGGCGUUGGCUCCUCGUCCCACGCCCCGUCAGCUUGCUGUCGAAGUUGCUGACCUCAAGCGUGACCUCGAGAUUGCCCGCAAUGAGCUCGAGGCUGCGAAGACGCAUGUUGAGCAAUACAAGGCCAUUGCUCAGGCUUCUGAGGAAGAGCUCCAGAGUAUUAACGAGACCCACGACCAGUACCGCGAGGAAAUGGAUGGCAUCAUCGCUGAAAAGGAUGCUAAGAUUCGCGAUCUCGAGCAGCGCGUUGAGGAUAUCUCCACGGAACUUGCUACUACCAACACCGAGUUGUCCAACCUUCGUACCGGCCACGAGCAGAACAUGGCUCGGUUCAACGAACAGAAGGCUAUUCUGGAAUCUGAGGUCACUCGUCUCAAGGAUGAAACCGCAAUCGCUCAGCAAGCUCAGCAGAGCUACGAGACCGAGCUUGUCAAGCAUGCCGAGGCUGCACAGAAUCUCCAGAAGGCGGAGGCGCAGGCAGCCAAGGCGGCUUUGGAGUCAAGCGAGGACAGCUGGAACGAGACGCGCAGCCGCUACGAGCGCGAGCUUUCGGACCUCAAGAUUCGCCGGGACGAGGUCAACGACCAGAACAAGAGACUUCACCAGCAGCUCGAGACAGUCAGCGCCCAGAUCUCCGCGCUCAAGCAAAGCCGUGCUUCUCUUGGUGCGGAGCCUACCGAGCCUGGUUCCACCCCUCCGCCGGACACCGAGAAUAUGCAGGAGGUCAUUCGCUAUCUCCGCCGCGAGAAGGAGAUUGUCGAGGUCCAAUACGAACUGCAGAUCCAGGAGUCCAAGCGCUACAAGCAGCAGCUUGACCAUGUCCAGGCUCAGCUCGACCAGACUCGCGAGAAGCUCAACCAGGAACGCCAGAACCAGAUUGAGAACCAGCAGACCAACGUCACGCACACGAAGCUCAUGGAGACGAUUAAUGAGCUUAAUCUCUUCCGUGAGAGCAGUAUCAAGGAGGUCGAGACCAAGUCGGGCGAACUCCAGCAACUCAGGGAGGACCGCGAUCGCUGGCAGCAACGUACACAGAAUAUCCUGCAGAAGUACGACCGCGUGGAUCCCCAGGAGCUCGCAGAGCUCAAGAAUAAGAUCGAAACUCUGGAAACUGAGCGUGACCAGCUCCUGGCUGAGAAAGAACCAAUGAAGGCCGAGAUCGAUGGUUUCGAGGAGAAACUCAAAGCUCUCAAGAAUACGAUAACCGAAGAGCGUGAUGAACACCACAAGGAGCGCCGCGAGAGGCUCAUCGAGCAGUUCAAGGGUCGCUCGCGCGAGCUCUCUGCCAAGAUCAAGGAGGCGAACCAGGAGAAGGAAGCUGCCAACCAAGCAAAGGAGCAGAUGGAGCAGGAGCUGGUCGCCGUGAAGGAAGAGUUGGAGAAGGUCAAGGCGGCUCUCGAGGAAGCUCUCACGAAUGCCAAGCCAGCCCAAGCCGACACGCAAAUGCAAGAUACUCCAGAGGAAGGAGAAACUCAAGAGGAAGGCGGAGAAGACUCUGGCGUCCCGAGCCCCGAGCUCGCCCUGUUGGAAGCUCGCGCUCAAGCUGCAGAGUCCAAGGCUGCCGAGGAAGUGCAGGAGCUCGAGAACCAGAUUACCGAGGUCCAGCAACGCCUUGAUUCCUCUACUGCUGAGCUUACGCAACUCAAGGAGAUCCAGGCCGCCCAGCCUGCGCCAUCCGAAGCUGCACCAGCUGAAACUGCACCGGUCGAAACUGCAUCUGCCGAAACCGCGCCGGCUGAGAACGCUGAGGCUCCUCAACCUCCUGCUGCAGAUGCUGAGACUCUGGAGACUCUCGAGAAGCUCAAGGCUGAGCUUGCCACUGCUCAACAAGAGGUGGAGGCUCUUCGGGCCAAUGCGACGUCCAGCACAGCACCUCCACCGACCGGAGAGGUUCCCGAAGGCUCCGUCUCCGCGGAGAAGAUGGCUGAGGAGAUCGCAAAGGUUAAGGCUGAAGCAGAGGAAAGUGUUCAGGCCGCACAGAACAAGUUCCAGCAACGUGCGGAUCAAAUGAGAUCAGCUCUUACUAAGAAACUCACCGAGGGCAAGCAAGCCCUCAAGCAAGAGAACGAGGAGGCCAUUCAAAAGCUCAAGGAGGAGCACGAGCAAGCUAUGGCACAGCUCAAGAAGGAGCACGAAGCCGAGGUCGAACGCAUCAAGACCGCACACCAACAGGAGCUCGAGCGUAUCAAGAGUGCUGCGCCAGCUGAGCAAUCCGCGCCGUCUACAAGUGUUGCACCUACUGAUGGCGCUGCUGAGGCCGCACCUGCCCCUGGACCCGAAGUCAAGUCCGAGCCGUCUAAGUUCGCCGAUCUCACCGAUCAAGAGGUCAAGGACUUGGUCAACAAUAACAACACGAUCAAGGCUAUCAUCACCCGAAACGUCCGGACGAAGUUGUCUACCGAGCUGGAGAAUAAGGCGAAGGAAUUGAACGAAAAGCAUCAGAAGGAACAGGAGGAGUUGCAGAAGAAGGCUGAUGGCGCCGUUGCCAUGGCGGAGAAGCGUGUUGCCCUCAAGCUGAACAUGGCUCAGAACAGAGAGCGCAAUGCAACUGCCAAGAUUGAAGUCGUCCAGAAAGCCGCCGAAGAGACACCUGAGCGUCCCGUUGGGGAGCAACAGCCGCAACCUGGAAGCUUCGGUCAACCCGCCCAGCAACACACCGGCCUCCCCCGUCCGCCGGUGCCAAUGAACCAAUUCCAAGGCCAGCAAGGCCAGCCCCCGCAAAUGAACCCCUUCCCCCCGCAGAACAACACCGGCAUCCCUCGCCCGGGAAGCGCGAUGGCUCAGAACAACCAGUUCCGCCCGAACUCGCCCUUCCAACAGCAGCAGCAGAUGCAGCAGGGGCAGUUCCAACCGCAGGUUCAGAUGCAGCAGCAUCAGCAUCAUCCGCAGCAACAACAGCCAGGCGUCGGCGGCAUGCCGAACCCGCAGCAGGUCAACAACAACCCUCUGCACAACCGCCCCGCACCCCAGCAGCAAGCCCAAGGCGGCCAACCACCCAACGCCGGCACCGGCCCGGCCGCUCUGCGCAGCCUGCAAUCCGGCACGGGCAUCCCCCGCGGCGGCGGCAUUCCCAGACCUGGCCGCGGUGGCGGACAGGCGGGCGCUGGGCAGCAGGGCGGCCAGCAAGGUGCACAUGCUCAGAGCAACUUGCCCACUCGUGGAGCUGGCGGAGGCGGCGGGCGCGGUCGUGGACGUGGUGGUGCUCAGGGUGGACAGGAUGGAGGUCCUGGUGCCGGUAGAGGCGGCAUGAACGCGUCGGCGAAGCAGUUUGUGCCGAACAAGCGGCCGAGAGAGGAUGGCGCUGAUGGUGCUGGUGAUGGUCCGAAGAGGGCGAGGGGUGGGGGUAAUGUCGGGAACUGA
This is a messenger RNA of Lasiodiplodia theobromae, 6027 nucleotides long. Its product is annotated as Filament-forming protein. Gene Ontology annotation, biological process: mRNA export from nucleus; protein import into nucleus. The transcript has 14 exons. Gene Ontology annotation, molecular function: structural constituent of nuclear pore. The record is from RefSeq and is a predicted model, not a curated record. Gene Ontology annotation, cellular component: nuclear pore. The coding region runs from base 1 to 6027 and encodes 2008 amino acids. NCBI's taxonomy places the organism in Eukaryota, Fungi, Ascomycota, Dothideomycetes, Botryosphaeriales, Botryosphaeriaceae.